Pseudogymnoascus destructans is the source of this 1551-nucleotide messenger RNA. RefSeq lists its product as uncharacterized. Gene Ontology annotation, molecular function: metal-dependent deubiquitinase activity; K63-linked deubiquitinase activity; protein binding. The record is from RefSeq and is a predicted model, not a curated record. The transcript is spliced from 3 exons. Lineage: Eukaryota; Fungi; Ascomycota; Leotiomycetes; Thelebolales; Thelebolaceae. Gene Ontology annotation, biological process: protein K63-linked deubiquitination. Gene Ontology annotation, cellular component: membrane; endosome. Bases 1 to 1551 code for a protein of 516 amino acids.
AUGGGAGGCUCUUCGGCCGAGGCAGCGAUGCCGAUGAGCAUUGCAGAAAUUGCUGCGCGCGCCCAGGACUUCGAAUAUGACCCUUACAUCAAGCUCAAAGUCUGGUUGAGGACUGCUGAGCUCUUACUGCGCGAGGCCCAGAUAUACGAAGACGAAGGCAAUAUUCAACAAGCUUAUAUGCUCCUCAUGCGAUUCGUUAUCUUGGUCGCCGAAAAACUCUCUGCUCACCCCGACAGUAAAGAUCCCGCGAACAGAAGGGCGCUGAAGUUGAUGAUCAAGUCCAUACCCGACGCCGUAGAUCGACUCGAGAUGCUUAAACCGAGGAUUGUCGCUCGAUAUGAUGCUUGGCAAACCACACAUGAAGGAUGGGAUGAACCUGCGGCAGAUUUAUGGGAUGGCCAGAGACGCGGGCCUAUGAGACGACCCUCAAAAUACGCGGAAGCGGACCCUGCGAUUGCUGGAAGAGCAAAAACCUUGGAAGCAUCUGAGCACAGCGGCCUUGCCGUCAAACUUGCACACAAAGAAAUUCGGAGACGAGACGAUAUUCGGAGAACAACCCGGCAGGGCGACGACAGAGAUCAAAUGGGUUAUGAAGGGGGUGACGACGGCGUCGACUUGCAGCGCCGUAUGGAAGAUACCAGGAGGAAGAUGGAUUCCAGAGAUCGAGACACGGACGGAACACGAAAGAAGCUCACGAAAUUACACCCAUCAGCAAGCGAACCAAGUUCAUCGGCGCCGCGCAGCAGCGAAUACAGAUACCCUUCGAUUGCCAAGUCAAGGCCGUUUAAGUACGAAGACAAGCCCGCCGAGAUCGAGAGGAAUUUCGGCAGAGAAUCCGCACCUCCAGUCCCUUCAAAGCAAGUAAUCAAACCCACGAUAUCAUGUGAGUCUCCAGCUCCGUUGCGGCCAGCGAAGCUUCUCAAGGACGCUCCACCAAGCUCCACCCCCUCCCCGGUCGACGACCCCUCCGCAUACACAUUCAAACCAUCCGCUUACCUCGAAAACGGCUCACCUCUCCGCACCCUAUUUCUUCCUACCAUGCUCCGCGAGUCCUUCCUGUCCAUUGCGCGGCCCAAUACCCAAGCGAAUCUCGAGACAUGCGGUAUCCUGUGCGGGACCCUCAUCUCCAACGCGCUUUUUAUUUCACGACUGGUGAUACCCGAGCAAGAGAGUACCUCUGAUACCUGCGAGACGACGAAUGAAGGGGCACUGUUCGACUAUUGCGACAAGGAGGAUCUGAUGGUCUUGGGCUGGAUUCAUACGCACCCGUCUCAAACGUGCUUUAUGAGCAGCAGGGAUCUGCACACACAUUGCGGGUAUCAAGUGAUGAUGCCUGAGAGUAUCGCGAUUGUGUGUGCCCCGAGCAAGAGUCCCUCUUGGGGCGUUUUCCGCAUGACCGAUCCCCCAGGCAUGAAGUCGGUGCUGAAUUGUAGACAGACCGGACUAUUCCACCCACAUCCGGAGCCUAAUAUCUACACCGAUGCGAUGAGGCCAGGGCAUGUUUUCGAGACACCAGGACUGGAAUUUAAGGUCGUGGAUUUGAGGCCCUAG